Molecule: messenger RNA, 1556 nt
Organism: Aaosphaeria arxii CBS 175.79
Lineage: Eukaryota; Fungi; Ascomycota; Dothideomycetes; Pleosporales
Product: PQ-loop-domain-containing protein
Exons: 13
Coding region: 482-1357 (291 amino acids)
Source: RefSeq, a predicted model, not a curated record
UGAAGCUGUUCUCGAUACUCGUCAUCACACAUCCCUUUCGCCUUCUUUCUGGUUCUGUCGAUGGCUGGCUACAAGGGUAGGCUUUGCUCCUUAUUUGGUUCUCUGGUGCUCCGGUCGGUGGGGACUACCUGCAUAUACAAUUGCUCUGCAUAUUUCGUUAUCUGGCUUCUUGUCAUUCGUGAAUAGCUGGGCCCUGUAACCAUCAAACACUUUGAGCUCCGAGUGGAGUGCAUACACAAAGGCAACAAAUGCAUUUGGGUUUCUAGGUUGCGGUUCGUUGAUUUAAAGCAGUGGAAUAUUCGCUGAGAGCAUAUCAAACACUCAUCUCGUUCACAUUCUGCUAUUCACAUCUCUUCAUUCACAUCUGAUGAUUGAGAUUUGAGUCAUUGUGAUAUCUGAAAGCCGUUGAAAUCUUCAACAUACCUACUACCCAUCCAUAUCUUUAACGACUCUACCCCUCGCUCCAAAGCAGUCUCGAAUUAUGACUCGCCCCCAAGAAUCAAUUCCACCAGCUGCCAAUGUACUAGGAACGUUGGGAACUGGCUGCUGGUGUGUUCAGAUAAUUCCACAGGUAUGGCACAACUAUCGACGAAAAAGCACCGAAGGCUUGCCGGGUUUGAUGCUUAUGCUUUGGGCUGGGUGUGCUGUUCCUUUCGGCGUAUAUGCGAUCGUUCAGAACUUCAAUGUUGCACUCCAAGUACAGCCGCAAUGCUUUGGUGCCCUCACCUUAAUUUGCUGGGGACAGACUCUUUAUUAUCACAACCACUGGAGAGCCUGGACAGCCACGCUCAUGACUGUCAUCGUCGCUCUUACGUUCGGUGUAGUGGAAGCUGUACUCAUCGUAACGCUUCGCAUCCCGUACUACAACGGUGUAGAAUGGCCGAUGAUGAUGAUGGCCAUCAUCGCCUCUGUGAUACUGGCACUCGGACUGAUCCCACCGUACUUCGAGCUGGCCAAGCGCAACGGUCGCGUAAUCGGUAUCAACUUCUUAUUCCUGACCGUUGACAUGGCUGGUGCUUUUCUCUCGCUGAUGGCGCUUGUUGCUCAGCACACCUUCGACGUCCUUGGUGGUUCCCUUUACAUAGUUUGUCUCUUCCUCGAAACAGGUAUCUUCCUCUCGCAAGCCAUCUGGCUCUGGCGCGUCCGUCACGUCCGGCGAGAAGCCAAGAAGGCCGGCAAAACCUACGAUGAAUUCAUCGCCGAAAAUCCCUCGAUCAAGAUGCCCCGAUCUGAUUCGGCAGAUUGCGUUGUAGAUCCCGAGGCGGGCUUAAGGAAGACAGAAAAGACCGAGAGAGGAACACGUCCGUCUGACAGCGGGACGACUGUUGAUGCUGCCCGUGAAAAUGAUGGGCAUUAAUCGUGGAGACAUCGGAUGGAUUAAUGCAAGAUGGGUUAUUCGUCCAUGAUUUGUGUGGUAUUCUUAUGUACUUGCUGGGUUGUGAUCAUCUGUUUCUGCUUGUUCAACAGCUUCUAAUUGCUCUAAAUUUUCUCAAGCAUUGUAUGGUAUUUGAGUUUAGAAAAGCUGGAGUAGGGAAAAGUUCCAUGAUAUUUACUUG